GUGAAACUCCCCUUUGCGGUCAGAGGAGCACCUAUAAAAUCCGAUGAUUUCACGAACCUCUUCAAAGAGGGAUAUGCUGCAAUCACAACACAGUCAUGCAGAUAAAACAGACAACGACGGGUUUGGUGUUUUUCUGUAUAACCGGAAGUCUCCUUCUCACCAUCGUCACGGUAAACGGAGAACAAUAUUCGAACCCUAGGCCUACCAGGAACUGUCAACAGUACCGUAGUCGCCGUGGUGAAUAUGAAAUAACCGGAAAUGACGACAGCGUGUAUUGUUACCAUCAGCAUCUGUACCAAUCCGCCCUAGGCUCCUCGCCCAACAACGCGUCCAUCGUAUAUGUCCAGACACUUCUAGAGAAAGCCUUGAGCAGGUGUGACGGGUCUGGAUCCAAAUACGGGCAUCCGAGACAGGUAAAGAAGAAAUGCAGAAAAGGGAGAUGCAGAAGAAAAAACAAAAAUAAAAAACGCGGGAAGAAAGUUGCAAGAAAGCCCACAUCUUACAACAAAAUAAAGUAUGGACGAAUAACGCCUAAUUGCGCUUGGGAACGAAAAGAAGUCCGGACGAUGUCCAGGUCAGAAUGGAACCGAUUUACCAGGAGACUUAAUAUUCUUAAAAGGCCAAUCAGAAAUCCAGGAGGGGGUUCAUUUAUUCCAUACGAUGUUAUUUCUGACAUCCACAGAAGUGAUUCGAACCUAGAUGCAGCCCAUGGAGGUCCCAGCUUCCUAGGUUGGCAUAGAGUGUACCUGCUCAUACUGGAGUCUGCCAUUGGAGUUCCGGUCCCCUAUUGGGACAGUCGACUGGACUAUGACAUGGCCGAACCUACCGACUCUAUGCUGUGGACGGAUGAGUUUUUCGGCCCUGGUUUUGGAAUAGUGGACUCGGGGCCAUUUGCAGGUUGGAUUACGGCAGACAAUGUUUCACUUGUGCGAAAUAUUGGAAGCGGUGGCAGUCUUAUGUCCGCAUCUAUGGUAGAAGAAAUAUUACGUUAUAGGAAUCAUGACCCUAUUGUUGAGCCCACCCGAAGGAGUAUAUCCCUAGAACGAAUACAUGGCGGUCCCCACGUGUGGGUGGAUGGGCAGCUCUCUUCCCUCCAAACAGCGCCCCAGGAACCUGUUUUUUUUCUUCAUCACAGCUUUGUUGAUUAUAUAUGGUACCUGUUCAGAGUAAACAUGCGAAAAAAUGAAAAUAUAAAUCCGUCAACUGAUUACCCAAAUAAGGGACCGAGGUCGCAUGGUCGCAAUGAAAAUAUGAUUCCGUUUGGUGAUCUUCGUAAUAUCCAAGGCUAUAGUGACUUCCUUGAGAGUCUGACUCGAUACAGACCUUCACCCACGUGUCCCUCCUGUGGCAGAAGUAAGUAUUUAGAAUGCGACAGAGGCAUUAACAGAUGCAAGUCGAAACCAAAACGUAAAGUCGUCACGCCUUCAGGUGCGAGUGGUCAACGUCGUAGAAGACUCGGCACAGUCCUCCUUGGUACAAAAUUCAUUAGCCCUCAAACCGAUCCUAGGACAAGCGGAAAUGUUUUAAGUUUUGGACCGUUAUUGAACAGGACACUUCUGGUAUAGACCGGAAGCACGAUGUUUAACAUGUCGGGUAUAGACCGGAAGCACGAUGUGUAACACUUCUGGUAUAGACCGGAAGCACGAUGUUUAACACGUCUGGUAUAGACCGGAAGCACGAUGUGUAACACUUCUGGUAUAGACCGAAAGCACGAUGUUUAACACGUCUGGUAUAGACCGGAAGCACAAUGUGUAACACUUCUGGUAUAGACCGAAAGCACGGUGUGUAACACCUCUGGUAUAGACCGGAAGCACAAUUUUAAGGAUAUUUCACUAUGCAAUUUUAAAUGGAUUCCGUAUCGAACGUUUAUUUAUCUUAUUAAAUUCUUAUAAUUCUUU
Messenger RNA from Mizuhopecten yessoensis (Yesso scallop), 1898 nucleotides. Its product is annotated as tyrosinase-like protein 2. The record is from RefSeq and is a predicted model, not a curated record. The transcript has 4 exons. Lineage: Eukaryota; Metazoa; Mollusca; Bivalvia; Pectinida; Pectinidae. The coding region runs from base 96 to 1565 and encodes 489 amino acids. Gene Ontology annotation, molecular function: oxidoreductase activity.